Molecule: messenger RNA, 1648 nt
Organism: Phragmites australis (common reed)
Lineage: Eukaryota; Viridiplantae; Streptophyta; Magnoliopsida; Poales; Poaceae
Product: WAT1-related protein At5g07050-like
Exons: 6
Coding region: 124-1323 (399 amino acids)
Cellular component (GO): plasma membrane
Molecular function (GO): transmembrane transporter activity
Source: RefSeq, a predicted model, not a curated record
GCCGCGAGACAAGUGAGCGAUCGAGCACGCCAUUCUCCGGCCGCCGCUGUUGCCUGCUCGGAGCUCGCCGCUGAAACCAGCGCAUCUGUCGAGUUCUUAUACGGAUCGUGUGGUCUGCCCCCAAUGGCGGCCAGUAGCGAGUCGCUGAUGCAGCGGUGCAAGCCGUACGUGGCGAUGAUCUCGCUGCAGUUCGGGUACGCCGGCAUGAACGUCAUCACCAAGGUGUCGCUCAACCACGGCAUGAGCCACUACGUGCUCGUCGUCUACCGCCACGCCUUCGCCACCCUCUCCAUCGCGCCCUUCGCGCUCGUCCUCGAGCGCAAGGUCCGGCCCCGGAUGUCGCUCUGGGUCUUUCUCCAGAUCUUCGUCCUCGCAUUGCUCGGGCCGGUGAUCGACCAGAAUUUCUAUUACGCCGGCCUCAAGUUCACCUCGCCGACCUUCUCCUGCGCCAUGAGCAACAUGCUACCAGCCAUGACCUUCGUCAUGGCCGUGCUCUUCAGGAUGGAGAAGGUGAACCUGAAGAAGGCGAGGUGCGUGGCCAAGGUGGUGGGCACGCUCGUGACAGUGGCCGGCGCCAUGCUCAUGACACUCUACAAGGGCCGCGCCGUCGAGAUGGUCUGGACCAAGCACAUGCACCUCCACGGACCGCACCCGGACGCUGCCGCCGCGGCCGCCGCCGACAAGGACUGGCUAACGGGCUCCAUCUUCCUCAUCAUCGCCACCCUCGCCUGGGCAUCCCUCUUCAUCCUCCAGGCCGCGACGCUCAAGAGGUACGACGCACCGCUGUCGCUGACCACCCUCAUCUGCUUCGUGGGCACGCUGCAGGCCAUCGUCGUCACUUUCGUCAUGGAGCACAGGCUCUCCGUCUGGAGAAUCGGCUUCGACAUGAACCUCCUCGCCGCCGCUUACGCUGGCAUAGUGACGUCGAGCAUUGCCUACUACGUGCAAGGGCUGGUGAUCCAGAACCGGGGCCCAGUCUUCGCCUCGGCCUUCAGCCCCCUCAUGAUGAUCAUCGUGGCCAUCAUGGGGUCCUUCAUCCUCGCCGAGAACAUCUACCUCGGAGGGAUCAUCGGAUCCGCGCUGAUCGUCGCUGGCCUGUACUCGGUGCUAUGGGGGAAGCACAAGGAGAGCGUGGAGAAGAAGGAGGUCGAGGCCAUGGAGAUCCCCGUGGCGAUCAAGGCCGUCGACGGCAACGGCAGGAUCGUGGACAUCGUGGAGCUGGACGAGGUGCAGCUGGAGAAGGCCCAGGCCAACGCCAAGGCGGUGGUCAACGUCACCGUCCCCGUCGAGGAGGCCCGGAUGCAGGGCAAGGACGAGGCUUAAGCUACAGAUUAUACGCCGAUUAAUCGGCGCUUCCUGCGUCAUUUUACCCCCUUUUAGUUCUUGCUUUUGUUCUCCGGCCCCAUGAUGUUGUAGUGUUGGGUGCAAUGAUCUGAUGCUGUAAGCAAUGGUGGUGGUAGUAGUAGUAAAUUACUAGUAGUAAGUAAUAUGGAAGCUGAGGAGGAUGCAACGAGGGAGAGUUUUGUGACCUCUCCUGCUAUGCAGAUGCUGUCAGUUUGGGAUAAUCAUCUCCAGCCUACAUGCCUUGUAUUACCAUCUACACCUUCAAUCAAUGAUGACAUAUGCAACAUUAUAUCUCAGUUCUCAA